GGCGGCCCCGGCCGGGGCCGGUGACCAUGGGCAUCGCCGAGUCCACGCCGGACGAGCUGCCGUCGGACGCGGAGGAGCAGCUGCGCAGCGGCGAGCAGCAGCUGGAGCUGAGCGGGAGGCGGCUGCGGCGGCUGCCCAGCGCCGUGUGCGCGCUGAGCCGCCUGCAGAAGCUGUACGUGAGCGGCACGGGGCUGCGCGAGCUGCCCGAGGAGAUCGAGGAGCUGCGCGAGCUGCGCAUCCUGGCGCUCGACUUCAACAAGCUCGAGCGCCUGCCCGACGGCCUGUGUCGCCUGCCGAGCCUCACGCGCCUCUACCUGGGCGGUAACAGGCUGCUGGCGCUGCCCGCCGACUUCGCGCAGCUGCAGAGCCUGCGCUGCCUCUGGAUCGAAGGCAACUUCCUGCGGCGUUUCCCGCGGCCGCUGCUGCGCCUGGUGGCGCUGCAGUCGCUGCAGAUGGGCGACAACCGGCUGCGCGCGCUGCCCGCCGAGCUGCCGCGCAUGACCGGCUUGCGCGGCCUCUGGCUCUACGGCAACCGCUUCGAGGAGUUCCCGCCCGCGCUGCUGCGCAUGGGCCGCCUGCACAUCCUCGACCUGGACCGCAACCGCCUGGGCGGCUUCCCGGACCUGCACCCGCUGCGCGCCCUGCGCGUCUUCUCCUACGACCACAACCCGGUCACCGGGCCCCCGCGCGUCGCUGACACCGUCUUCCUCGUGGGCGAGGGCGCCGUCGAGCGCAUGGCCGAGCGCGACGAGCCCACGCCCCGGCCGCCACCCCGGCGCCCAGCGCGGGCCUUCGAGGAUGAGGAGGAAGAAGACUUGCUUAUAGGCGGUGGGGGCUCUCGGCCUCUGGGGCCCCCCAGGGGCAGCCUCCGCGCCCUGGAAGCCGCUCCAGGACUGGGCACCUGAGCCUAUGCUCUGAGUGUUGGACUUCGGCCACUGUGGGAGGAUGGGCUCUGGGAAGGUCUGUGGGACCGGUGGGCCCCUACUUGGGGCAGAGGAGGGACCACUUUGGGCCAGCUGUCGGGGACAGGUAGGCCUGGGGGCCAUCUUCUUGGGUAGUAAGAAGACUGCCUCGUGGCCAAUCUCUGGACAGUCCCUCCGAGCAAGAAGUCCUGGCCCUGUCCAGUCUCUGAUAGAGUCAUGGACAGUACAACAGAGGUGCCAGCUUCCUCCCGGAACCAGGGUCACCGCUGUCCACGAAUCACCACCUCGGCUGAGUCCGGACGCCCGGGGCACCCACCAACCUCCCUCCUGGAGUUUGGGUCUCCUAGACCCACACUUUCUGGUGCAGGAGCCACUGCCUCUGGGGGGACCGAAUGUCUGCAGGAGGCAGAACUGCCCUUGGAGGAGGGCCCGGCCCAGGGGCAGGGGCUUGGAGUCGGGGCCCGUGCCCAGGACAGAAAUGCUUGUGCCUGGAAACUUGCUGGGAGAAGAGAACUCCCUCCCUUCCCUACAGCCUGAGCCUUCCAGCUGUCAAGUUUGAAAAGAAGCCACUGUGCCUCUAGGGCCUCCUGCACCCAAGAGAGAGGCUCUCUGCUCUGAGAGGCUGCUCCAGCACCUCUCCCACUGCCUGCACUCUCCAUUCCCUUAAAUGGGCACCGUCAGGGUGGCUGGCACGGCGUGGGGCAUGGGACGAGCAUUGUGUGCCUCUACUCCGUCACCAGGGACAGCCCCAAGGGGGUGAUGAGUGGGGCCUCGCUUUGCAAUUCCCAGCGCCAGAUCUUUCCCAUCUAAGCAAUAAUGGGAGGAGGGGGCCAGAGCCAGGGACACUCAGGGACACUGUCAGGGGCAGGGGCCCCACUUGGUAAUGUUUUCUUUAGGAAGA
Molecule: messenger RNA, 1824 nt
Organism: Ceratotherium simum simum (southern white rhinoceros)
Lineage: Eukaryota; Metazoa; Chordata; Mammalia; Perissodactyla; Rhinocerotidae
Source: RefSeq, a predicted model, not a curated record